Messenger RNA from Gopherus flavomarginatus (Mexican gopher tortoise), 2288 nucleotides. RefSeq names its product RNA binding motif protein 17 (gene RBM17). Gene Ontology annotation, molecular function: RNA binding. The transcript has 12 exons. The record is from RefSeq and is a predicted model, not a curated record. Gene Ontology annotation, cellular component: precatalytic spliceosome. Bases 892 to 2100 code for a protein of 402 amino acids. Lineage: Eukaryota; Metazoa; Chordata; Testudines; Testudinidae. Gene Ontology annotation, biological process: mRNA cis splicing, via spliceosome; alternative mRNA splicing, via spliceosome.
CUGGGAACCAAGGGGGUGGCCAGAUCCAGGCAGCAGGGGUGGUUGGUUGCAGGCCUGGGGUGUGUGUGAUUUGGGUGAUGGCUCUGUUCAGGGGCUAGUGCCUAUGGCCCUUCCCAUCUAGGGUGACCAGAUAGCAAGUAUGAAAAAAUAGGGACAGAGUGUGGGGGGUAAUAGGCACCUAUAUAAGAAAAAUCCCCAAAUAUCAGGACUGUCCCUAUAAAAUCAGGGCAUCUGGUCACCCUAUUCCUGUUAGAACUGGGGUUUGUCACUUUCUCAUAACUGGUGUUAAGUGUUAUAGUCUCCUCAGGCAGGAGUCACCCCGGUUGUGUGUUUACAUGUGGCCAAGUGAUCCUGAUACUGGCUUUUGGGGAGGCUACUGCAGUACAAACAAUAACAAUAGCCACGGUGAAAAUUCACGUCUGUUUCUAUGCAGUGUGCUCUACCCCAGGUGACCAUCUUAUUUCCGUCCCAGUGCGAAAUGAAAUCAGUUUUCUGUGUACAGUGAACUUUGUUACAUGAUCUUCGGUUUACUGUAUAAUCAAAGUGUUCAUGCACUGCUUUUAAGAGCACAGCGUUAAACAUAAAUUAUGCUAAUUAUGCUUCCAGUGAGUUGUACAACAAUACCAUCAUGGCUCAGAGUCCCAAUAUAUUUGAAUGAUCAGAUUGCUAGGAACAAUGCAUCAAAAUUAACAUGAUGCUGAAUAAUGUUGGAUGAUGGUCAGUCCUGACCAUUGUUCAGUGAAGUUAAUAAAGUUUUUGCUCACAUACUUACCUGGCAGAGGAGAUACCAUGAUCAUGAAGGUGGUUUUCUCUGGGUGAGGCUCAUCCAUUGAGCUGCUGGUCUGCUGACCUCUGUGAUUUCCCCAAAUAGAUUUUAAACUGAAGGGGAAAAUGUCACUUUAUGAUGACCUGGGAGUAGAAACCAGCGAUUCAAAAACAGAAGGCUGGUCCAAAAAUUUCAAACUCCUGCAGUCUCAGUUGCAGGUGAAGAAAGCGGCUCUCACACAAGCAAAGAGUCAGAGGACAAAACAAACGACAGUCCUUGCUCCAGUGAUUGACCUGAAGCGAGGGAGCUCUUCUGAUGACAGACAGAUUGUAGACACACCACCUCAUGUAGCUGCUGGCUUAAAGGAUCCUGUACCUAGUGGGUUUUCUGCAGGAGAUGUGCUGAUUCCCUUGGCUGAUGAAUAUGAUCCAAUGUUUCCCAAUGACUUUGAGAAAGUAGUAAAACGCCAGAGGGAGGAACGACAAAGACAGCGUGAGCUGGAGAGGCAAAAAGAGAUUGAAGAAAGAGAAAAGAGACGUAAAGACCGUCAUGAAGCCAGUGGGUUUUCAAGAAGACCAGAUCCAGAUUCUGAUGAAGAUGAAGAUUAUGAGAGAGAAAGGAGGAAAAGAAGCAUGGGAGGUGCUGCCAUCGCGCCACCGACGUCUCUUGUUGAGAAGGACAAAGAACCUGUACCAUCUUUUCCAUUUGAAGAGGAGUCAAGACCUCGUGCACCAUCUGCCAAAGCAGCUAUUCCUCCCCCAGUAUAUGAUGAGCCAGAAAGACCACGGUCCCCAACUGGGCCUAGUAAUUCUUUCCUUGCUAACAUGGGAGGCACCGUAGCUCAUAAAAUCAUGCAGAAGUAUGGUUUCAGAGAGGGCCAGGGGCUGGGGAAGCACGAACAAGGGCUAAGCACAGCACUGUCAGUAGAGAAAACAAGCAAGAGAGGUGGAAAGAUCAUUGUUGGUGAUGCUGCAGAUAAAGUCGAUGCCUCCAAGAAAUCCGAUUCGAAUCCAUUAACAGAGAUACUAAAGUGCCCAACAAAAGUGGUCUUACUGAGGAACAUGGUAGGUGCUGGAGAGGUUGAUGAAGAUCUAGAAGGUGAAACCAAGGAAGAAUGUGAAAAAUAUGGCAAGGUUGGGAAAUGCGUCAUCUUUGAGAUUCCUGGUGCCCCUGAUGAUGAAGCAGUGAGAAUAUUUUUAGAGUUUGAGAGGGUCGAAUCAGCAAUUAAAGCUGUGGUGGAUCUGAAUGGAAGAUAUUUUGGUGGACGAGUGGUGAAGGCUUGUUUCUACAACCUGGAUAAGUUCAGAGUACUGGAUCUGGCAGAGCUAGUCUGAUUUAAGGACCUAGGUCGUGUUGUCACCAUGCCAGUGAUCGUGUUUUCAGCUGGAGGCUGGGAGUAGAGAGGAGACGGCAGCAUUCCUAGCAAACUGGAAACAAGCCCCCAUGAAUGUUUUUUUCACAUUCAUUGUGACUGACGUUUAUUUUAUUUUGUUUUUUACAUAUAAAUCCUUUGAAAGAUUCA